CGGUUCCAAUUCCUCCUUUUCGUACCUUCCUCCCCCAAAACCUCGGGCGAGAUUGAUCGCGAACCUUCCAGAUCCAGCGACCUCCGCUAACCCUAAUCCUAAUCAUCUACCCCAUUCCUCGAUCUCUCAGAUCGGAGCAAAGGUGAGAUCGACGAAGGAAACCGGGUUCACACUUCCUCUUGAAGGGUAAUUGAACGAUAGGGAGUAACUGCACCACAAGGGAAAGGAGAGUAAGAUCCUUUUGUUUUUACAGUAGCCAUGAAUUCGAGGAGGGAAUAUCGCAGCAACAGAGCUGCUCUGUUUGAUGGAAUUGAAGAGGGUGGAAUCCGGGCCUCAACCUAUUCCUCUCACGAAAUUGACGAACAUGAGAAUGAUCGAGCUAUCGAAGGAUUACAAGAUAGAGUCAAUAUCUUGAAAAGGUUGACAGGUGAUAUACAUGAAGAGGUGGAUAGUCAUAACCGUAUGCUGGACCGAAUGGGGAAUGAUAUGGAUGCAUCAAGAGGAAUCCUUUCUGGAACUGUAGACAGAUUCAAGAUGGUUUUCGAGAAAAAAUCAAGUCGCAGAAUGGCUACCAUCGUGGCAUCUUUUGUUGCAGUUUUCUUGCUCAUAUAUUACCUGACCAAGUAAACCUCCUUGUGUUAAGCUACUGUGUUGAAAGCGCAAUUGUUUGAGCACAAAAGACAUAAAACACUAGCCUUUAUAUCUGUUGGGACUCUCUUGCCGAUAUAUUGUUAUAUAGUACACCCUUGCAUGAUGUACAAGGCGAAUACUUGAUCUAUGGUGCCGAUGUCGUACUUGUUUAAAAUAGUUAUCUGUUUCAUAUUAAAUAUGUUCGAUGUCUUUGUAAAGAUCAGUAUAGUUAUACUCCCGUAAGGUAUCUUGAAGUAUCUUAUCCUGUGUUUAAUUUGUGGAUUGAGCUAUAGAAGUAAACGCACAUCUGCUGUGUUCGGUGUGGUA
This is a messenger RNA of Ananas comosus (pineapple), 957 nucleotides long. Its product is annotated as bet1-like SNARE 1-1. Bases 259 to 627 code for a protein of 122 amino acids. The record is from RefSeq and is a predicted model, not a curated record. The transcript has 6 exons. Lineage: Eukaryota; Viridiplantae; Streptophyta; Magnoliopsida; Poales; Bromeliaceae.